Molecule: messenger RNA, 1995 nt
Organism: Westerdykella ornata
Lineage: Eukaryota; Fungi; Ascomycota; Dothideomycetes; Pleosporales; Sporormiaceae
Exons: 2
Coding region: 412-1944 (510 amino acids)
Molecular function (GO): protein binding
Source: RefSeq, a predicted model, not a curated record
CACCCUUCUACGGAACAACGCGCACCAUGACUUCCCACCCUGUCUUUCCCCGGGUCGCCGAUGCAGGAGUCCCGUCCAUAGGUCAUCGCUCAGUAUAUGGACAAGUUAUCUUCUGCAAAGCCUAUCUAUUAGAAAGAUUCCCUGGCCCCACGAGUGCCUUGCCUGCCUGAUUCACUUGCGUCCACCCACCGCUUCAACGCGUAUGCCACAAACCAGCCUUUCACCGAUCCCUUCCGUGAGGACAGCUAUCACAACAACCUUAGGCAGUUAAGAGCAACGCGUCUACCCCACUAGCGCGUCUAUCCACUGUUUGUGUGCAGGCUUGGCUCUCGCUCACCUUCCUAUAACACCGACGCGGACGACGGCAAUCGUUUCCAAACAACAACCACCCUCCAAGGCCUGGGGCUCGACAUGCAACACUCCUACAGCCUCCCUCUCGCAAUCUCGCAGCUUCGGUUGGAAGACCAUGCCGACAAUACUCACCUCCACACGAUGUCAACUACUGUGCCGCCGGCGGCCGGUGCAGGCGCGCAAUACACUCCGUCCACUCCAGAGCAAAAGAAUCUACUUAACCUCCCAAAUGAAAUUCUAGCCGAAAUAGUUUCACGACUCUCCCGAAAAGAUCUCCUCAAUCUGAAAUGUGUUUGUCGGACACUUCGAUCUUUCGCCCAGGACGCGUUAUUGAGCCCUGUCAUGGUUUCAAGCAAUAAAACGAUGGUAAAUCUACUGAAAGAGUUUGCAUUCAGUCCAUCUUUGGGUAAUCGCGUCUUCAAAGUGAACUUGGCGGGUUAUUUUGCUCACCGUACGUUCACCAGGGGCUAUUUACAAAGAUUUCGGAUCUCCGAUGACCCCUUGCUAGACUCGUUGCCAUUCAACUAUGGAGAAUUGCUGGGUUCAACCUUGAAUUCACGGGACCUAGACGAAUUUCUUCUCCUGAAGCACUCAGUGCUUGACUGGUGGGGAGAGUGCCGUUCCUUCUUGUUGGGCCUCCUGAUUAUGGUAUGCCCCAAUUUACAUGAGCUGUCUUUACACCUAUCACUGCUCUCCAAGGCACGAAGUGGAGUGCCCAUGCUCACGUCAGGCCUUCCUUUAUUUCCGCGACCACUGAUGAGGCUGUUAGGGGACAGGAUAACAACGCUUACCUUGCUAUACGACCUGGGGCUUGGACUAGAACCGCCAUCCACGGAUAUGCAUGGAUUUGUCAACCUCAAACGUCUCCGCACGAUCCCUGACGUCCUCUUUGGAGGUUCUUUACCCAAGAGUCUCAAGCACAUUCAGCUCCUCUCAUGCAACCAACGACUUCUGCAUUUCCUUGUCCAAGAAAAGAUUAAAGAUCUCCCAGCGCUCAGAAAACUGGACUUCUUCUUCGAAUACAGCCUCACCUGCGCUCUUUGCCUUGCCACAACUGGAAUGUCAAAGCAGAUCGCGAAUCUCUCCGAUUUCGUGGUGGAUGUAGUGCAACGCGGAGUUUCCAUCAAGGCGGUCACAGAAUACGAGCAUCAUGGGAAAUCCUUCUCCUAUACCUACGAUAGCCGGCAGCUUCUCGCAGAGCUUUCUAUCCUCGAGCUACUCACCCCGGGCGAGAUCUACUUCGCUGCUUCUAUGAAGGUAACACCAAGCGAGGUCGUCGCCAGAGACAAACGGGGACCUCGACGAAGGUCACCGUUCGAGAUCCGCAUGCUGAGGCAAUGCCGGGGUAUGCCGCUCGCCCUCUUCACGUCCCCAACGUUCAAUCAGCAGGCUUGGAUUGGGGUCCGGUUCUUCACGGCCAGCAAGACAAGGUGGGGGGAGGAAAAGAAGGAGGUGAGGUCCGAAGGGAAGAAAAGGAAGAAAGGGUUCCCUAGCAGUAGGCCAGUUCCGCCUCAGGGCCUAACCGUGCCAAUCGUCUCGACUGAGCUGUUUGACGCGGUUGCAUGGCGCAAUGUCACCUUCUUCACAGCGUAGGAUACUGGGUCGGAUGAACCUGGAACAGUCUCUGGGGUCACGAUAGGCGAU